AACAUAUUGGCUUUCGUCCGCCAUAAACGGUUCUCUUGUCUUUUCGUUUACUGUCGUAGAAGUCGCCGUAUGCUGUCGAAAACUCAGAUAUUCUCACCACCGAUUGCACAAAAAUAGUUUUAUUAACGAACUAUUUGUUUGUUUUUAAUUUUUUAUGAUUGCAAGUUGAAAUUCCUUUUCAAAAACAGAGGGGAAAAUCUGAGCUGCGACGCAACAGAUAUGGCUUAUGACUAGACAUUCUAGGACUUUGUCGAUAGAAAAAUCAAAACCAGACGAACACGGAAUGGCACUUAUCGCUGAGGAACAGGACAAACUACUGGAGGAAAUAAACAGACUACAACGAGAAAAGAAAAGCCUUAAUGUGAGACUACAGGGAGUUGAAGUUUUAGCAAAAGUUCUUCAAGAAUCUCAAGAUGAAAACUUAAAAUUAAGGCAAGAAGUCUCUGAGUUGAAGGGUGAACUAGAAAGCACAAGUGUUAACAUCUCACCAUCAGUAUUAUCACUACAAACUACACCAAGUAUGGCUGCAGMAGGAAGGUGUUUCUUGUCACAGUCUGAGGAUAAUUCGUUCAGUCUUUCUGAGUCCUCUUAUGAGUAUGUAAACUAUAAUCCCCAAGAAGCACCAUUGACCUCUGGAAUUCCACAUUGUGAUCUUCAUAUCAAGGAAUUGAGCUCUGGAUUCAAAACGAUCAAAGAUGAGUCAGAUGUUCUUUUGGGAGAGGCCAAAAACCUAUUGGAGCUAACAGGAAAUGUAAAGAACAGAAAUGAAAGUGCAAAUUUGGUGUCCAAAGUAUCGACUCUAGUCAAGAGGAUAGGACACCACGCCAAAGAAGUAAAAACCAGAGAGACAUUCCUUCAAGGACUGGCUAAUGAGGAAGAACAGUUGAAAGAAAAAUUCAUGGCCAUGGAAAUGGAGCAGGUUUCACAGGAGAAGGUGAUGGAAGAUCUUAAAGUACAACUGAAAGAUGACAAGGAAGAGAUAGAGAGUAUUAGAGAGCAAAUCAAGCUUUUGGGUGAAGCAGUCUUCGUAAAUAAAGAAGAAACCAGUUCUAUUGAACACUACUCAUCCAGUGAAACAGCAUCGAAUACCAGUCAAAUGUCAUCCUUGUCAAGGCUCAGUUCAAAAGACAAAGAACUUGGAGAAUUGGGAACACCAUAUGCUUGUGGUCAAUGUUCUGAGUUGAUACUACAAUUAAAUCAAGUCAAACGGGAAAAAGAAGAAGUUAUUCGUCAGAAGGAAGAGAUCCUUGAUGUCAAUCAUGCGUGGGAUGCGCAAUACAAGAAGCUGAAAACAGAGACAGGCAAAGAGAUUGCUGAUCUCAAGCAUCAAAUAAAUAUGGUUAAAGAAUCUGAAAUGUGGAAAUCAGCUAGUAGUAUCAUUGAACAAGAACGGCAAAUGAAACAACAAGCAUUGGACGAGAAAAAUGAACUAGAGGAGAAGUGCAGAGAACUCCAAGAAAAGCUGAACAGACUUCCCAUUCAAAAGAGAUACGAACUGCAACCAGAAUAUACACCACUACAACAGACCCCAGGCCCAUCCUCCCGGCUGAGUUUCCCAUCAGCCCUGAUCAGUAAUCAAAAGUUGUCAACAAGUAGCCAAUCAGCAGCUUCGCCUGAAGAACCACCACCAGAUAUGAUUAAAGAGAUUGAAGUCCUCAAGCAACAGUUGCGAGUUUAUGCUGAUGACUUUGCAUGUGAAAGACAAGACAGAGAGAGGAUGCAAAACGAAAAAGAAACUUUGGAAACUGAAGUUAGGAACUUAAAGGAAGAAGUAUCUGUCCUGAGAGAACAGGUUCGACUUUACGAAGAAGACUUCAAGAAAGAAAGUGAAGAAAAAGAUCGCUUGAAACGUCAAUUGAAUUUCCAAAGAGAGGGUUCUGACCCUGAAACCAGAUUAAGUGACAUGACAAGAAAGGCACAAGCAGUCGCUGAACGUCAAGCAAGACUUCGAGCCUUGAGAGAGCAAUACAACAGAGAAGAACGACAUCUGAUGCAAGACCAACAAGACUUACAUCAAAGUGCACGUGUGAUUGCGAUUCAAUCAGAGCCUCAAAACCCUCUUCGUGAAGUAUACUUGCCUCACCAGUCAUGGGCCUACCGUCAAGACAUUCAUCCACGAGGACCGUCAGAGUCCCAGAGAUCAUCAAACGACAUGUUCCACGGCGGUGAUGUACAAGCAGACAGUAGAGACCUACUUGGUGAAGAGGUCGUUGAUGGUGCAAGGAAUUCGAAAGAGUAUUGCUGUCCGAGAUGUUUCCGUUUGUUCCCACACGAUGACGAAAAGUCUUAUAAGAAACACACAAUGAAAUGUAUUGAAUAAACUCCUGCCGAUAUUACAGCAUGCUUUUAAUACACGCACUUUAAUGAAGAACAAGUUUUAUUAUCAGAAUUAAGGAGUUAACUUUAUAAUCAAUCCUAAUCCAGUUCUAUUUAGCACCAAAUAAUAGUUCUGCACCAUUGAGUGAAAAAUUAAUUUAUAAGCUUAUAUUGGCCCCAUACCGUUUCACAAAUUAGUGCUUAGAUAUAGUACUCUCAUCAAAUUAUGCCUAUAGUUGCAUAUGCCAAAGCAGAUUCACCUACUGAUGAAGUGUAAAUGCAUGUAGUUGUGCCAUGUUGUAUAUACACUUUCCAUGUGAACAAGAGGUCAGAACGCAACAGUUUUUCAAAUUGGUCACUAUUUUACAAUUCGUUGUAGUCUAUAGACCAAAUUCAAAACUCGCACCGAUGUGAGGCUUAAGUUGUGAACAAAGGAAUCUGGCGUGAUUCGUCACGCCAGAUCCCUUUGAAUUUGGUCUAUAGAGGAUAAAAAACAUUCAAUUAUAAUCAGAAGCUAAAGCUGAGAUAUUUAGAUGCCUGUAAAAUAUCAUGAUAAUGCAAUAAAUUUAUAGACGUUUUGGAUCA
This is a messenger RNA of Actinia tenebrosa (Australian red waratah sea anemone), 2901 nucleotides long. RefSeq lists its product as uncharacterized. NCBI's taxonomy places the organism in Eukaryota, Metazoa, Cnidaria, Anthozoa, Actiniaria, Actiniidae. Gene Ontology annotation, biological process: cellular response to lipopolysaccharide; regulation of transcription by RNA polymerase II. The record is from RefSeq and is a predicted model, not a curated record.